Messenger RNA from Serinus canaria (Common canary), 5156 nucleotides. It is a transcript of the gene ZBTB16, whose product is annotated as zinc finger and BTB domain containing 16. Gene Ontology annotation, cellular component: nucleus. Bases 426 to 2447 code for a protein of 673 amino acids. The transcript is spliced from 6 exons. Lineage: Eukaryota; Metazoa; Chordata; Aves; Passeriformes; Fringillidae. Gene Ontology annotation, molecular function: RNA polymerase II cis-regulatory region sequence-specific DNA binding; DNA-binding transcription factor activity, RNA polymerase II-specific; protein binding. Gene Ontology annotation, biological process: regulation of transcription by RNA polymerase II. The record is from RefSeq and is a predicted model, not a curated record.
GGAGCGGGGCGGCGGCGGGGGAUGCGCGCCUUCCUCUCCCUUCCCUCCCUUGCCUUCCCCGGCCGGCGGUAGCGGGAACGCGGCUCCGGCAGCUGCGGAUCCGCCGAGCAGCGUGGAAACUUUUGGGCGAGUCGCUGCCGGGCUGCGGGCUAACUUCCCUCUCCCUCCCUGCUCCUUUCUCCCCACUCCCUUCUACUCACUGCUCUCUUCUCCUUUCUCCCCCCGGCUUUCCUCACUCCCCCUCCUUUUUUCUCUUUUUUCCCGUUUUCUCUCUCUUUCGUCUCUUCCCUCCCUGCUCCCCCUUUCCCGCUCCACUCUGCUCCUCUCCCCCUCCGCCUUUUGUUUUCGCAGAUAGUCGGCACACAAAGCUGGUCCCAGAUUUGAGCGACGGCGAGACACCCUGAUGUGUGAGCCUGGGGCGCGCCAUGGAUCUGACUAAGAUGGGGCUGAUCCAGCUGCAGAACCCCUGCCACCCCACCGGGCUGCUGCACAAAGCCAACCAGAUGCGCCUAGCGGGGACGCUGUGCGACGUGGUCAUCAUGGUGGACAGCCAGGAGUUCCACGCGCACCGGACCGUGCUGGCCUGCACCAGCAAGAUGUUCGAGAUCCUCUUCCACCGCAACAGCCAGCACUACACCCUGGACUUCCUCUCGCCAAAGACGUUCCAGCAGAUCCUGGAGUACGCCUACACCGCCACCCUACAAGCCAAGGUUGAGGACCUGGAUGACCUGCUCUAUGCUGCCGAGAUCCUGGAAAUUGAGUACCUGGAGGAGCAGUGCCUGAAGAUCCUGGAGACUAUACAGGCCUCCGAGGACAAUGACACCGAGGUCGCCAUGGCUGACGGAGGUGCUGCUGCCACCACGGAGGAGGAGGAGGAGAAGAAGUCGAGGUACAUCAAGGGCCUUAUCAUCUCCAAGCCUACUGGUGAGGAAGGUGGCUAUGCUGGCGUGGCCAGCCAGAGUCUGCUGGCAGCCACAGUGGAGCAGAGUCCCUCUGCCUCCGCAUCCUACUGCUCCCUCUCUUCCAUGAGCCCCACAAAGGCGGCGGUGGACAGCUUGAUGACCAUCGGGCAGUCACUGCUGCAGGGUGCCCUGCCACCCAGUGCCCCUGAGGACUCACGCUCUGCCACCACCCGCCGCCCCUCUGGCCUCACCGAAGUCAAAACUGAAGCAAUGCAGGUGGAUGAGGCCUCCAGCCAUGACAGCCCCCGGACAGCCGAGCCCGGUGCCUCCAGUGGGGAGAAGCCUGACGAGAAGGGCAAGGAAGGACCUGGCACCCCGACCCGCAGCAGCGUCAUCACCAGUGCCCGUGAACUGCACUACACCCGUGAGGAGGGUGCUGAGCCACCCCCUGAGCCUAGCCAGGGGCUGCCACUGGGGCCGGAGCCGUGCGCCGCUGCCCCGGGAGAGAAGCCCUUGGGCAUCUACUCGCUGCUGCCGAACCACAAGACUGAGCCGGUGCUCGGUGUGCCGCCCACUGCGGCGUCCGCCCUGCACGUGCAGCCGGCCCUGGCUGUCUCCAUGGACUUCAGCGCCUAUGGUGGGCUGCUGCCCCAGGGCUUCAUCCAGCGGGAGCUGUUCAGCAAGCUGGGGGAGCUGGCAGCGGGCAUGAAGACAGAGAGCAGAGCCCUGGGUGAGCAGUGCAGCGUGUGUGGGGCAGAGCUGCCGGACAACGAGACCCUCGAGCAGCACAGGAAGCUGCACAGUGGGAUGAAGACAUACGGAUGUGAGCUGUGCGGGAAGCGGUUCCUGGACAGCUUGCGGCUGCGAAUGCACUUACUGGCUCACUCAGCGGGUGCCAAGGCCCUGGUCUGCGAUCAGUGCGGCGCCCAGUUCUCCAAGGAAGACGCCCUGGAGACGCACCGGCAGACGCACACCGGUACAGACAUGGCCGUUUUCUGCCUGCUGUGCGGCAAGCGGUUCCAGACGCAGAGCGCCCUGCAGCAGCACAUGGAGGUGCACGCUGGGGUGCGCAGCUACAUCUGCAGCGAGUGCAACCGCACCUUCCCCAGCCACACCGCGCUCAAGAGGCACCUGCGCUCCCACACAGGUGACCACCCCUACGAGUGCGAGUUCUGCGGAAGCUGCUUCCGGGACGAGAGCACGCUGAAGGGCCACAAGCGCAUCCACACCGGUGAGAAGCCCUAUGAGUGCAACGGCUGUGGCAAGAAGUUCAGCCUCAAGCACCAGCUGGAGACCCACUACCGAGUCCACACAGGUGAGAAGCCCUUCGAGUGCAAGCUGUGCCACCAGCGCUCCCGGGACUACUCGGCCAUGAUCAAACACCUUCGGACCCACAAUGGCGCUUCCCCUUACCAGUGCACCAUCUGCCUGGAGUACUGCCCCAGCCUCUCCGCCAUGCAGAAGCACAUGAAGGGCCACAAACCAGAGGAGAUCCCUACUGACUGGCGGAUAGAGAAGACCUAUCUCUACCUCUGCUACGUCUAAGGGAGGAGGCAGAGGGGCAGCAGGGCCAAGUGGCAGAUGACUGGGCAAAAAAAUCCCACCAAACCCGCAGCAUCCAUGGCCUUGUUCAUUUUCAGUUCUCGUUCGUUUCUUCUUGCCAGAAGGAUCCUGCAGCUCAUGCCGGACCGAGGGAUGCACCAGCCCCUUCUCCAGCCCUAUCCACACUGCUGUCCCAGCUGCUUGUGCACCUGCUGCCCUUUCACCCUUGCUGCAGGGCAGAUUUCACCCUUUGCAGCCCCCAGCCAGGCCCUCUGUCACCCUUGGCAUUGGCCACUGGUGCUGCUGGGAAGACCACGUAGGAAAGAGGCGCUUCCCUGAAAGUGUGUGUACAUCUAGUGCUCUGGGAAGGCUUUAAUUCCUGGUGUUCUGUCACUGCAUAGACCCUGCCAUGGAUGCCCUGCAGAGGACCUGAGCUCCCAUGUGGGGCUUGGGCCCCAUUCUGGCAGGUUCUCAUGCUCCCAGGCUGCAGCAUCGCAGGCAGGAGAGCACAGUUCCCAGUGAGCCACAAGUGCUUUGGCAAGAGUGUCCUGGGGGCAUCCUGGCCAGAGGAGGGUGUUUGGAACAGGGAGCCAGCUGUGAGCCAGGCUGCCUUGAGGUGUUGCCUGGUGUCCAGGUGGGCUCAGGGGCACAUGAUGCUGCUGCUCUCCCCAUGACCAAAGACCUCUCUAUGCAUUUCUCCCUCCUUCCCUACCUUCCUGGGGCAAGGGUGAAGCCCCCCAUGGGGAGAUGCAGUUGGUUUGGUGAUAUGCAGUCAGUGCCAGUGUUGGAGCUGUUAGCAUGUGGCAUCACUCCGAAUGCAGGGAUCCUCUUUUCUUCUGCUUAUCUGGGGCACCUGGAAGGUGCCAAGAGUGGGGUUUAUUGCCCAGCCCUCAGCCGCAGGAGCCCACAAGUAAGGGGUGCCCCGUGGGAGGCGGCUUUGCUCGCCGCUUUUUUUGCUUUUUGUUUGGGUUUUUUUGAACUUUCUUUUGGAAUAUUUCCGCAUUUAGCACAUUUUACUUGAAAUUACCUCAUUUUUUUGUGACCUCAUGAGCUUUUAUUGAUUUGGGAGGGACGGGGGUGGCAUGGCUGGGGUGCACCAGACAUGUGCCCAGCAUUGGUGGUGGAGAGGUGGUGGGGCACUGGUGUCCCUGCCAGCCUCCUGUUGUGCAUUAUCCUUACCAAAACUGGUAUUUUUUGCCCGGCCCCAUGGGGCUGGGGGUGUUGGUUCUGAAGCUACCUCUUGUGUUCGUUUUUGUUGUGUUUCUCCUGCGCAGCCACGGGCUUGGUGGUUCCAUCCCACAGUUCUUUUUUUGUCGUUUUGCUGCGUUUGGGUGAAAAGGGGGGAAAAGGAGCUGGGGGGGUGGAACAGUGUCUGGAUAGAGUUUGGAGGGACACUGAUGGCCCUCUGGUUUUGGGGUGCCCUUCCCACCUCUCCUGGUGCCAAGCAGGGGUAGGGCUGUGGGAGCAGCACCCUCCCUCGCGCCCCAGUCCGGCUUUGCACAUGCGCGUGCCUCUGCGCGUGGGACCGUUGCUGCUCUGCGCAGGGAGGACACCGCUGCUGUACAAUCCGGGAUGUGACUGUGGAGAACGGCUCGUUUAAUUGUUGUGCCUAAGAAAAAAACAGAAAAAAUAUUUAAAAAAAAAGAAAACAGUUCUUUCACACAGAAAGUUGCUGCAAUUUCUGGCAUGUGCACGGCAGGUCCCCGUGGUGUCCUGGCACUGCCAGACACGGGUGCCAUGGUGCCAUGGAGCACGUGGCCGAGCUCAUGUGGCUUUUUUUUUUUUUGCUUUAACCUCUCCUUCCAUCCCACCAUCCCUCUCCCUCAGAGACACAGCCCCCACUGCAACAGUGUUGGGGUCAGCAUUGGAGCGAUGCUGCUGUAUCCCGGGCGCGCGUCCCCGCACCGUUGGCUGUGGCGCAGCCCCUGCCACCCCUCCAUAUAUAUAUAUGUAAGUAUAUAUAUGUGUAUCAUAGCAGUGAGGACCAAGCGCCGCACGGGGCCCCGUGGUCCCGGGCUCCCUCUCCCCUGGCUUGUUGUCAGUGUCGUGAGCGCCCGCCUGCCCGUCCCGUUGCUCUGUGUUGCCGCUCGUGGUUCGGGUCCGUCGCUGUCCUCGUUCCGUCUACCUCAGCACCUCUCUGAGCCCGGGCGCAGAAGGUGCCCAAGUUCCCCUUUGGUUUUCUCAGAGUAUCUAUUGGCUCCUAUUUUUUGUACGACUUUUCCUGUCUCACCGUUCGCUCCCCUGCGGUUCUGCUUGCGAGUCCUCUUUCUGUCCUCUAGCCACAGAUGCCGUUAGCUAAAAGUUUCCUGAAAAAUAAAGAAAAAGAAAAAAAAAACAAACCAGUUGUGGUGUCUCCUAGUUGCAGCUCUCCGCAUCUGCCUUCGUCCUGUGUAGAUUCAGAUGCAUUUCUUUGUAAGACUUCAGUGUUUCUGACAGAGGAAAAAAAAAAGACAAAAAAAAAAAAAAAAAAAAAAGGAAGAAUAUACUGCUGCAGGUUUUUUUCUCUCCAUGUGUCACUAAGUGAAGUUCGUGCCUUCUAUAGCAAAGAGAAUAUUUUUUACAUCCUACUAACGGUAGAUUUUUUUGUAGUGAACAUUUUUUGUAUUUUUAUUUAUAAGUCUCAUAAGGAAAAUAGCAAUGUUCAGUUGUAUACCUUGAAUCUGCAGUUAGAAAACAAAAGAACAACCAAUAAAGUUAAUUCCGUUGUCUCAG